GGAGCCGGGGGAGCGCAAGCAGUGGGGAGCGGGUACGGCUGGCGGGCAGGGCGCCGGCUGGCGUUGUCCGGGUGUGGGCAGGCGGUUGUCGGGAGCGCCUCCGUACGUCAGCCUGUAGCGACAGUUGGGGUUCUCCACGGGCAGCAAGCAGCCACUCGGGGUGUCCGUGGCAGCGGCGGCGCUGGCUGUGUGUGUCCCCCACCAGCUCCCUCAGCCAUGCUGUGCUAUGUGACCAGGCCGGACGCAGUGGUGAUGGAGGUGGAGGUAGAGGCGAAAGCCAAUGGCGAGGACUGCCUCAACCAGGUUUGCAGAAGACUGGGAAUUAUAGAAGUUGAUUAUUUUGGACUGCAGUUCACUGGCAGCAAAGGGGAGAAUCUGUGGCUGAAUUUGAGGAACAGAAUCUCCCAGCAGAUGGAUGGUUUAGCCCCUUAUCGAUUGAAAUUAAGAGUCAAAUUUUUUGUUGAGCCACAUCUUAUCUUACAAGAGCAGACAAGGCAUAUGUUUUUCCUGCAUAUAAAGGAAGAUCUUCUUGCUGGUAAUCUUCAGUGUUCUUCAGAGCAUGCAAUUGAACUUAGUGCAUUGUUAGCACAGAUGAAGUUUGGAGAUUAUAACCAGAACACUGCCAAGUACAAUUAUGAAGAGUUGUGUGCAAAAGAGCUUACCACUACCAUUCUGGAGAGCAUUAUUGCAAAGCAUAAAGAGCUGGAAGGUCUAAGUCAAGCUUCUGCUGAAUACCAGAUUCUACAGAUUGUUACAACGCUGGAGAAUUACGGGGUAGAGUGGCACUCAGUGAGAGAUAGUGAAGGGCAAAAACUCCUUAUUGGUGUUGGACCUGAAGGCAUAUCCAUCUGUAAAGAUGACUUCAGUCCUAUCAACAGGAUUGCUUAUCCUGUUGUUCAAAUGGCAACUCAAUCUGGGAAGAAUGUAUAUCUGACUAUUACCAAGGAGUCUGGUAAUAGUGUAGUACUCUUGUUUAAGAUGAUCAGUACAAGGGCAGCAAGUGGACUCUAUAGAGCAAUUACAGAGACACAUGCAUUUUACAGGUGUGACACUGUCACCAGUGCUGUCAUGAUGCAAUAUAGUAGAGACUUAAAGGGUCACUUAGCAUCUCUAUUCCUGAAUGAGAACAUUAAUCUUGGUAAAAAAUAUGUCUUUGACAUUAAAAGAACUUCAAAAGAAGUUUAUGAUCAUGCAAGGCGAGCUCUUUAUAAUGCUGGCAUUGUAGAUCUUGUUUCAAGAAGUGACCAGACCCCGCCAAGUUCUCCUCUUAAGUCUUCUGAAAGUAGCAUGAACUGUGAUAAUUGUGAGGGUCUUAGCUGCCAACAAACAAAAGCUCUGCAAGAGAAGCUGCGGAAGCUGAAGGAGUCCAUGCUUUGUAUGGUGUGUUGUGAAGAGGAAAUAAAUUCAACCUUUUGUCCCUGUGGCCACACUGUAUGCUGCAAGACCUGUGCUGCCCAAUUGCAGUCAUGUCCUGUUUGCAGAUCUCGUGUAGAGCAUGUCCAGCAUGUGUACUUGCCAACCCACACCAGUCUCCUCAAUCUGACUGUGAUAUGAUCUACGUAUACACUUUAAACCCAUCAUAUACUCUUUAAACUGCACUAAUAUGAAAUGCAACCAUUGAUUGUGAAAAAGGCAAUCACUCUGGCACCUAUCCACAAUCAAAAGCAAAAUUACUGCAUUUUAACAUAAAUAUUCUUUGUUCAGCAUGUCCAAAAUGUCUUGGGACAUCUUGUGAGAAGUGUAACCGCUUCAUGUUACUUAAGCGGAGAAUGAUGUGUAAGCUUGUAGCGCAGCGAUGUUGCCACAAAGCUAGGUAAAGGUAACCCUGGAGAAGUGUGGUGUACCUGUAGUGAUAUACCCUGCAAGAGAAAUGGAGGCUUUUGUUUUACACUCCCUAAAUCCUUUUUAGUACAGUUGCUCCAUUUAUUUUAGUAGUAAGACUAGCUUUUACAGUUGCCAGUUUAGUAUGGCUCAUAGUUUCUGUUUUUAGUAAACUGCUUGGAACUUACUUUUUAAAAAAUGGUUCUUAAAGUUACAAGACUUCAUCAAGCAGUUGUUUAACUCAGAAUGCCAUUAAAUAAAUAAAAUUCUGAGAGAAUAGCUUUGGAUGGGUGGGACAAGUUUGUUAAUCUUGAGGUAUUAAAGGUAAUCUCCUGACCAGCAGUGUCCUAUGGGGGCACUCUUAUGGGACUUCAUUUACAGGUCUCCGUGGGCAAGAUACUCCCAGGUUCCCACAUACAACUUGGCUGGUUGUCUUGGGAGCUGCAGUCAGCUCCCCUUAAGUUGGCUUUAUUUUUGGAGACUGAUUUUAAAACUGUUAAAAGAUGUACCAUUAAUUCCUAAAAUAAGGGUUGUGUAUAAUUCUAAAUGCUUUCUUCAGUUAACGUCUUUAUUGGCUAGGUCAUUUCCUGCUAAAAUGCUUUUAUAUGCCACCCCUCCUACUUGGGCAUUUUGGGCUCUGGUUUCCUAGUGUGUUCUCCAGGGUGCAGAGGGAACUAGAAACCGUGUUUGGGUGCAAUACUGGCUUAAUCAAAGCUAGAAAAGUACACUGUCACUUUACUGAAAUUUUCUGACUAUACUUUUCAUAUUGCCUUAAUGUAGCAGUAAUGUGUGUUUAUGCAUCUGUUUCUUUGCACAGACAUUUUGUCAGAAUAUUAAAACUCUACUUUUUUACGACACAUUAGCAUAUAAACCUUACUCUAAAAGGGUAUUUAUUUUUUCACUUUGUAAAGAAAAUUUUGUUUCCUCAUAAAGCAAGAGCUUUGUCCUAUAUUGUAGGCAGCUUCUGUCUUUUUAUAUUCAGAUUAAUAAAGGACUUUAAAAAAAAAGAUCUACUUUG
Molecule: messenger RNA, 2839 nt
Organism: Neopsephotus bourkii (Bourke's parrot)
Lineage: Eukaryota; Metazoa; Chordata; Aves; Psittaciformes; Psittacidae
Gene: MYLIP
Product: myosin regulatory light chain interacting protein
Exons: 7
Coding region: 217-1554 (445 amino acids)
Biological process (GO): ubiquitin-dependent protein catabolic process
Cellular component (GO): cytoskeleton
Molecular function (GO): ubiquitin-protein transferase activity; cytoskeletal protein binding
Source: RefSeq, a predicted model, not a curated record